Messenger RNA from Acanthaster planci (crown-of-thorns starfish), 2732 nucleotides. RefSeq names its product plexin-B-like. Lineage: Eukaryota; Metazoa; Echinodermata; Asteroidea; Valvatida; Acanthasteridae. The record is from RefSeq and is a predicted model, not a curated record.
CCUAUUCACAUGUUUAGUCAUUUGUUCCAGUGCUAGAAUCAGUUGGGAUUGCCGCUCUUAAUAACUUUCAAAUUCGACCGAGUAAAGUCAUCCAACCUAUAAGAAUAUAUACGAAAUUUACAUCAUAUUUAAACAAAUCCACCUAAUUCCUUAGUCGCCCACUUCUGAAUGAACGGAUCUGCUCCAGUAACAAGGGGACAACUUGUGGGAUGAAAACCCACAGCAAUUAGAUCUUUCUGUCAGGAUUAAGGCACGCGGAUUCGACUGUCUAUGCGAAGUGUGCCGGAUUUAAAUAGCACUAUGGAGAACUUUAGGAUACACACAGCAAUCCUGUCAGCAGUUGGUUUCUCUUUGAGUAUCUUCUGUGUGAAUGUCUUCAUGGUAUUGGCGGAGUGGCAAGGAGAUCUGUCAGCCUAUGAACUAGCCAGCUUCAAUAAUCCUGAUCAAGAGGAUGUACCUCGUUCUCAAACGUUCAACCAUUUUACCUUGAGUGAUCAUGGUGAUGUGUAUGUCGGAGCUGUCAAUUGGUUGUACAGGUUGAAUAGUAGGUUGGAACAGAUACAGAAUGCUUCAACGUGUGAUGACAGUAUGCCUUACAAGGGGAUGCCGUGUCGUCGUACAAAUAACUACAACAAGAUACUGGUGGUUGACACUACUCGGCCGAACAGUCUGAUAACCUGUGGUGGUGUGUUUGAUGGUAUAUGUCAGUUACGGCAGUUGCAGGAUAUCGACGUUGUAGUGACUCAGUCGGUUCCGUUCGUUGCUGGGUUCGAGGAUGUGACUACUGUUAGUUUAAUUGCCCCAGGGAGAGACGGAAAAGGCAUGCUUUAUGUUGCUGUUACUUACACUGGCGAAAACGUGUAUUUACAAAAUGCCUUUCAACCAAUCACAAGAAGGGCUCUUACAUUUGAGAGUGAAAGUACUUUUUUAGGCGCACUGACAGAAAAUAACUUCUUUCUCACCAAUACUGAUGCGGGGGGAGUUGAAACAAGGUACUUUUUAACAUUUGACUACAUUGGAUUCACCUACUUUGUUUUUUCCCAGAAAGAGGAUCUUAAUCCUGUACGUUACGUUUCUAAGAUCAGCAGAGUCUGUCAGACAGGCCCAAAUCUAGAUGCAUACACAGAGAUCACCAUCCAGUGCAGUAAAUCAGAUGGAAGUGUGUACAGCUUGGUGCAAGCAGCUCACUUAGGACCAGCAGGACCUGACCUAGCGGCAUCAUUGGGCCUCCAUGCAGACGAGCAGGUUUUGUAUGCUGUGUUUGCAAAGAACCAAGGAGGUGUAGGAUCCAGUAAUGUUCCCAUCGAACACUCUGCAUUGUGUGUGUACAGGAUGACUGAUAUCUUGGCUGGCUUCAGAGAAGCAGUGCGGGGCUGUAUUCAGGAUGGAGAUGCAUCUGUAGAAUAUUUGCAUAGUCCUUACUGUGCAGGUUUUGGGGACGUAGGUGAAGGACAAUAAUAAUCCCAUUUAACCUAGCAUUCAUGAAUCCUGGGACAGUUUUUCUAUUCCCAUUGGUCUAAACGCAUCAUGUGACCACAAAUUAACAUUUGAUAAUGCCGGGUGCGUAAAAGGCGAGCUGGCACCUGCAUAUGAGACGGUUUAAUCCAUUCCGGGAGAUCAAGAGUCUGGGUGCGCGCGAUACGCACAACUUGCCACGCGCGCCCUAAGUCCAUAUAAGGAAAAUCUUGUACUUGUACAAGGAAUAUACAUAUAAAUGUAACAAAGUUGAGCAAAAUCCUUGGCGACGUAUUGAAUAUUGAUUUUCUUUCACUCUCUGACUGAAAUGGUAUUUAUGAAUGGGAAUAAAUGUGUGCUUGGUCCAUCUUAAACUGACGUUUAAGACCAACCAAGCACAUACUUAUUCUCUAAUGAAUUCUCUCUGAAACCUCUCAAGGGCAUUAUGUAGUGCAUAAUUCUUAUAAUUAAGACCUGUAUCAAUAUGGUCACAAUUUUGAUGACGUGCCAAUCAAAAAUACGAGCACAGCAGGUGCUGUGGAUUUCCAUGUGGAAGAGACCUAGUGCACAUUGUUUGUGGGAGGCCUCUUGUAGGGAGUCUCGUGUUUGUGAAUAAAACCGUGGAAACACAGUUCCACGAAUUGCAAUGCCCUGAAAGAGAAAUGUAGUGGUCUUAUUUCGAAACUGAAAUCAACGUAUAUAGGGCGAGUGACCUCUUUUUGACAAAAUUAAACUUUCUUUUAAGCAAUUUUUAAAUGAAGACGUGCGAAAUUUAAAAAAAACUGUAUUUAAAAAAAUAACAAUAAAAACAUUGGAAAGUUUGUUCAUCAAAGUUUUACUGAAACUGUUUAAUGAAACAGUUCGGCUUCGCUGAAAGCAGGUCAAAAAUAUUAUUUUGAUUUGGCCACUAAUGUACAUUGUAAAUUAUUAGAAGUGCACCUUAGUUGAAAAGGUUUAACAAUUUGCUGAAAAUGGAUCAUACGGCUACUAUAGUGUUUGAUUAUUACUGUAACAGAUGCUUUCCGUAUUUUCAAAAUUUGAAAGAAAUGUCACUAAAAAACUCCAGAACUGAUUUAAUUUCAAAUGCAAGUUGUACGUAGUAUUAUUUAUAUUAUAAUUGCGCUCAAACCCAGUUGAAUGGAGCAGUCAAGAAUAUGUUUUAAAUAUUGUCUACAUUCUGCAGAUAAACAUCUUGGACAGAUAUUUUUGCAUUCCUACAACUGAUAUCGGCAACACACUACUGUUCAGGCACGCCAAAGGCACCCAGCCAGUUAGCU